GCAGGCGGCUCGCCUUUCGCCUUCGGAUACGUUUUUCUUUGCGUCUGUAUUCCGGUGUACUACACAGUGGCCCAGUAUGGCACAGUGAACGUGACCCGAGAUCCCAUUGCACGCUUCGUGACAAUAUCAAAGACCACGCUACUCGCAUUUUAGCUCCGCGCGUGAAAGAGCAAGCUUGCUAUGCAGCGAUUCGCACCGAUGGCCAGGUAAUGGUGGCCAGGGAGUCGCUACGUCGUAUCCGUCCCUAUCUGUGCCGAUGGAGUGGGGCACACCAAAAUCUGAUUUUUGCCAGCAAGGCGCAAGAGGACACUCCGCUUAAAGCUACGAUGUCGCAAGGCUGCUGGGGCUGGUUCCUGCGCAACGUGCUGCGCCAAGACGGUGAAUAUGUCCCCAUCAAUAGCCGUGUGAUCCACGUGACGUCGCAGCACCGGUUUAAGGAGUUCAUGGAGACGAGCAAGCGCUCCGUGGUCGUGGAUUUCUCGGCCUCGUGGUGCGGGCCAUGUCGACACAUUAGCCCUGCGUUCCACGAGCUCAGCGCCAAGUAUCCAAGCACGAUCUUCCUCAAAGUGGACGUGGACGAGCUCAAGUCCGUGGCCAAGAGCUGUGGCGUGGUGAGCAUGCCGACGUUCCAGUUCUUCCGUGGCGGCGUCAAGUGCGACGAGAUGCGCGGCACCGACAGGAACGAGCUGGAGGCGCGUAUACUGAAACACUAUGUGGAAGAGGAGGGCGAGAGUGUCGGUGACAAUGGCAAGCUGCCCAAAGGUUUGCGGCAGCGCAAGCCUCAUGUGGUGACAGUGACGUCGGACAAGCAGUGGCAACAGCUUCUGCAGCAGAACCGGGAGUCCAACAAGGCGGUGCGUGCAAUUAUUACCUGUAGUGGCGGAUACUUAGAUACCUUGAACCGAUAUUUCGGUUACAGAUACUUUUUGCGAUGCGGUAUUUUAGUUUCUGACGAUAUUUCAUGUUCUGGCAGUUGGUGGUGGACUUUUGGGCCACGUGGUGCAAGCCGUGCGUGGAGAUCGCUCCGUUCUUCGAGGAAUUGAGCUGUCGGUUCCCCGCAGCUGUGUUCGUGCGUGUGGACGUCGAUGAGGUCGAGGUAAGACAUUAUUGUCCUUCUGGCCUGGAUGGCAACUGGUGUCGAGGCAAAUUAGUCCGCAUCGUGUCUCUGUGGCACAUGGCUACGUUUUUUUUUUUUUUGCAGGAAUGAUGGUAUUUGUGGGCUAAUCGAGAUGACGUGAUACUUGUUACGGUUGCAGAGUCUGACCGAUGAGUUCGACGUGUCCUCGCUGCCCUGCUUUAAGGUGUUCAAGGGCGGCGAGGCGGUGGACGAGCUGAGCGGAGCGAUCCGCGGCGCGCUGGAGGGAAUGGUGGCCAGACACUACGGCGCUGCCACGGCGGCCGCGAGUUGCUGAUCUCGAGGUCAGUGGCCACUGCGCAAGGCGACGAGAACCACCCGACUGACUGAAGCGAUGUCUCAUAUAUUACUGCAACUCAAGCAAUCCCCAUUCACUUUUUUCAUUGUCUUCAACAUGCACAUUUUAGCCCGCGCGGCGAUGGGCCGAAGCCAGCCAGCCACUGGAAAAGUGGCCAUGAUGGCACGAUGUCCGAUUUCGUGCCAUCAUCGCACGUUGACGAGCACUUUUGCCGACAUGGCUGCGCCUUUGCAGGCAGCAUUCAAGUCAAGGGGAGGUGUCGCUGAUUCGCCCGAUUUGCAUGUGCCUGCUCAAACGAGCAGACACUCCGGUAAAGCCCGGACAGGACUGUUGGUGCUCUACACGGAGUUUAUGACACGUUGCUCUACGUUUUCGCAGUGGGGUAAUCAACGGUAGGGCGCGCGUCGAUAAUCAUCAUCAAAUGCUCAUUUUGAAGCGCACUAGGUUGCCCAUUUCUGACUAAAUCGGAGACGACGUACUUGCAUAAUACCCUCACGAGUCGUAUCCUAUGAGGUACACGCCCAACUAGUGUUAGCCUUACGUUUCUUUUUUCACUUCCACAUUAUUGUUGGCUUGCCAUUACGGGCUGUACGGUAUUACCAUCUUGCUUACAUACAGAUAGACAAAACGUAAUACAGACGGCGU
Molecule: messenger RNA, 2078 nt
Organism: Phytophthora nicotianae INRA-310
Lineage: Eukaryota; Oomycota; Peronosporomycetes; Peronosporales; Peronosporaceae
Product: thioredoxin, variant 2
Exons: 2
Coding region: 210-1043 (277 amino acids)
Source: RefSeq, a predicted model, not a curated record